This is a messenger RNA of Closterium sp. Yama58-4, 657 nucleotides long. NCBI's taxonomy places the organism in Eukaryota, Viridiplantae, Streptophyta, Zygnematophyceae, Desmidiales, Closteriaceae. The record is from the annotation of a GenBank genome assembly.
AUGGCGCUCCAGCGUUACGUCGGCUUGGCGAUUUGUCUCUUGGUCGUCGCCGCAAGCGUCGCGACCACGACGGCGCAAACCCCGAAGGGAGGACCCGCGGCGUGCCCGUUGCCCAAUCCCGACGAUGCUCAGGCUCUCGGGACUCUCACUGUGAUUCUGACAGCGUCGCUGAACGGAUCCUCCAAUGGCUUUGCGGGCGACAUCAACGCCUCCGGUCAAGCCUGCCUCGGCGUCUACACGCUGAACGGAGACUACAACAUCUUCUACAGCAUCGUCGCCUCCACCCCCGAAUCGCCCGAGCCAGCCUUCGCCGGCAUUGCGAAAGACGUGGGGGGGGAGCGCACCGUCGCCGUCUUUUACUCGCCCCCAGGGGUCGACGGCCCGUGGGUGAAUCUCACUCGUUCACCCCCGUCCACGGCAAACCAGGGCAGGAAGGGCCUGGGCGAUGCACCCGCUUUCCCUUCAACAUACACCUAUGCUCUUAGCGGAACGUGGCUUAACGCGAGUACGCUGACCACGAUGCAGGGACUGACUUAUAAGGAGUUGGUAGAUGCGAUUAUUGCGGGGCCCGAUGGGUACUGCACUGGGUUUGGGACUGCGGCCUUCCAGACGGGAGCAGCCAUGGGGUUUUUCCAGGUUCAGCCCGCCAAAGCCUAA